Molecule: messenger RNA, 6041 nt
Organism: Drosophila rhopaloa
Lineage: Eukaryota; Metazoa; Arthropoda; Insecta; Diptera; Drosophilidae
Gene: fwd
Product: phosphatidylinositol 4-kinase beta
Exons: 11
Coding region: 2-5068 (1688 amino acids)
Biological process (GO): phosphatidylinositol-mediated signaling; phosphatidylinositol phosphate biosynthetic process
Cellular component (GO): membrane; cytoplasm
Molecular function (GO): 1-phosphatidylinositol 4-kinase activity
Source: RefSeq, a predicted model, not a curated record
AAUGAACUCCGUCAUAUCUGCAUUUAAGGGUAAAAAAAGCAGCGCGGCCAACGGAACUGUUGCUGGAGAGACCAAGCAGAACCAAAGCGGUGGGCUCAUCAGCAUAGCCGUCGGCGGCGGAGUGGCCAAGAAGAAGACGGUGGCCCAGAGCAGUGGCUACCAGUACCUGCGGCACAUCCGCGAGAUCGAGACUGCCAACAAGCUGCUUUCCCCCGUUGUGGUUGUUGCUGACGACGGGCCGGCCGGCAAGGCGGGUUCUGUCCCGGCAAAGACGACCAUGGCAACGGGGGUCGACAUGGUGGACCAUGUCUGUCUGCCCGCCACGGUGAGACUGUCCAGUGCCGAGACUUUAUCCGACUUGAACAUGAACGGAAAGGCCGUUGGAGCCGUGGGCCCUGCCACAGCAAUUGGCGACAAUGCAAACCCGGAGGUGGGUGACCCCUGGAUUAGCCCCCCGCUAGCUGCGACGACGGACGACGAAGACCUCUCUGAGCAUUCCAAUGCCGCCUGUACCAGCACCAGUAGCUCUAGCGAACAUAGCAACAGCACCGUGGUGCACAGUCCAACAGUGGCGGAGAGCACAUCUGCCUCCGCGUGCGGGUCAGCAUCGGCAUCUGCCCCAGCCAGUCAUCCCAGUCCCAGCCUGAGUCAGCACAGUCAGUCGUCGCUAGCCAUCACCUGUGAGCCGCACUCGACCUCCACCACCACGCUGUCUUCGCUGGGAUCAGACCUGGGCAAUGUAAAUGGAAACAACAUACCCGCAUUCCUAAUGUCCGCCCCGGCCACUUUGCCCAUUAGCGGCCAGAUGUCCACGACCAAGGCCCUACCGGAAGCCAGCUCCGCGGCCAGUACGCCCAAGCACACGCGCUAUUUGAAGCCGCGUCUCAGUUUGAGUCGCGGGUUUAACCAAUCCAUGCCCUCAGUGCACGGGAGGUCAAAUCUCAGUGUAAUGCAGUCGGGCGACGGAGUGCCGACUGCCGCCCCUGGAAUUUCUGCGAAUCCCCCGAAACGUAUUUCCACGCACCAAAGAAACUUGAGUUUGGAUUUCAGAUCCAUGGGUAUACUGCUCCCGCCCGUGUCGCAGGUGACCAACACUCGCAUCAAUCACACGCAGCACCACCGCAAUCGCAGCCUCGACAGUGCCCUGCAACGCAUUCCGGAGGUCGAAGUGUCAUCACCAAAUGCAGAAAGCGAGAACACGUUCUGCUCCUCGUCCAUUCUCGGUGCGAAUAUGUGCUCGAAGAUGGCCACGACCGCGGCGAAUGUGACGGCAGCUCUGUCCCCGCCAGCCACGCCCACGCCCACGCCCUCCCCGAUGUCCGUGGCCACUUCGACGGCAAUCUCGUCCACGACUGUGGCAGCCAGGGGGAUCACGCAACACCCUGUGCCGAAGCAUCAGCAAUCGAUUUGUCUGGCCGCUUGUAGGCCCAGUGCCGUCGGGGAGUCCUGUCCAACAAUGCGGGUGCGGCCAAAAUCUAGCGAGUCGGUUGCGGGAAAUGGACAGGAGUUGAUCGGGACUAUUGUCAGCGGGACCGGAAACGGCGGUAGCAGCAGCAACAACAGCUGCAGCAGCGCUGGCAGCAGCAAAAAGCGGGAAGAUCUCACCAGUCUCGGAUCGGACGACUCCGGCAUCAUCUGUGGCUCAGAGUCGGACCAAAUAUCCCUGAAUCGCAUAUGCCAUUCACAUGAAUCGCUCGAUUCGGGUGAGAUGGAUGCGGACGCCGAUGCAGAGGAGGAGUGCGUUGACCUCAUGGAGACGACGUCCAUCGACGAGGAGUACAACACGCAACCAGACCAUCUCUGCUUCUAUUCCCCACACACGGCUUCCACCGAACUGGACUGUCGCACUCUGCGUCCGUCUCGCAAACAAAAGCGCCAGCAGCAGCGAGCCCUGGAGCAGGCCAAUCCAGUCUCCCAGGCUCCGCACAAUGAUGCAGACACCGUGGAUGCUGGCGUCGACGCCCGAACUCGGUACCGCGUUAUGAACAUGUCCCAAGCAGCCAUCAAUGUUGAACUUGGCGAGGCUUCCAAUGAAAUCGAACCAGUGCUGGACGACAGGAAACCUGUCCAAGAUCACAUAGCGACUGCGGAUUUACCGAAUCCAGAUGAGCCAUAUCCGCCACCAUCCCUGCCCACGCCAUCGGCCACCCCCACGCCAACUGCCACGCCCACACCAACGGAGAGCACCAAGAACGACCAGGUUCUAUUUAAGAACUUCUUUGGGGCCACUAAGAACGCUAUCUUCCGCACAGCCCAAAGCAUUAUUGAAAACCACGAGAAGAAGAACGCUGCCAAGCAGAAGGAGCAGCCCGAUCACUCGACGGCGUUGGCCUUAGUAAGUUCACCAAGCGGAGGCAGCACUUCGCCACAAGAACAGAUCAAGUCACCUACGGACAUUUCCAAAAAAAAGGAAUUUUUUAGUCUGCUUACGUCGAAUUCCAGCAAAAAGGCGGCCGCUGCCGCGGCAGCGGCUGCAGCGCACUCAACUGCCAACACACCCACGGAAUCGCAUACGGCACUUGCGGACUUCAAGCUGCAGCAACUGUAUGACACAACUGCCGAUUCAAAACUGAGGGAGCGCACACUCAACUUACGUCUUCCUGGAGCUGAUAGUGAAGUUAAUGAAGGAGCACUAGCAAAGUCAUCUUCAUUCAACUCGCUACACAAACUAAAGCUCCCUGUUCCAGGGGUCGUUAAGUACUUCAUCAGCGAACGAGCGCCGGUGUCGGAUUUGCUUCGGAAGCCGGAGAAAGGUCAGAGCGGACUGUUGCGUUUCUUCGAGUCGCCUGUCUUCAACAUACACUUCGCUGUUCAUUACCUCUUUUACUCAAAAGAACCGGGAGUUCUUAGCUUUAUCGGCAAUAAGAUAUUUAGCUUUCCGGACCAGGAGGUCGACCUAUACAUACCGCAACUGAUUGUCAUGUACAUUCAGAUGGAUGAACUAGCCGAGGUCCUAGAUCCAUAUCUGACCAUAAGGUGUCGCAAGUCCGUGGACUUCUCGCUCAAAUGUUUGUGGCUCCUAGAGGCCUACAACUACCAGAUAGACACCCUGGGAAACUCGCACAGCAGCUCCCGGAAAUCUAAGCUGGCGCUCAUGAAGGAAAUAUUCUCAAAAAAGGAGCAGAAGCAGACUCAGAACGAAGCUAAGUCUGCUGGCACAGUCGGGGAGCCGAUCGUGGCCUUCGCCAAAAAAACGCAUCACCGUUCACAGUCCGAUGCCACAGUGCUGCUAGCCGACUUCCGCUCACCUCACACAUUAAGUAUAUCUCACCGUAUGUAUCAGCAGCCGCCCUACACAACGCAAACGCUUCCCACCACUCCCGCCAAACUUUGUCUCGGUGAUUUAAGCUCGGGACACGCCUUCGACAACGGAUGCACCUGCUUCGAGUCGGUGCGAGGCCAAGUGAACGGCCUGCUUGGACAGAGAACGCUUUGCAGCUGCGGAGCUCCAAAAACGGCGCCUCAAAAGGAGUUCAUGAAGGCCCUGAUGAACGUCGGUAAAAAACUCACAUCAUUGCCUUCUAAAGCGGAGAAGACUUCAGCGCUGCGGAUGUUCCUCAACUUAAUCAACAAGAACCUGCCCGCUCGAGUCUGGCUUCCCCUCUACUCGGACAUCCCGCAUCACGUCGUUCGUAUUACGGAGGAAAAGACGGCGGUACUGAACUCGAAGGACAAAACCCCGUACAUCAUCUAUGUGGAAGUGGUUGAAAUUCCUGACAUUUACACUUCUCCUCUGAUACCCAAGAUGAUGCCUUCGCUGCGGCACACAAAGAGCGAGGAGCACCUGGAGGGAUCCUGCCUUAAUUCACACCAGCACCUCAGCUGCAGCCACACCUCCAGCAGCAGCAGCAGUCAGCAGGGUUCAAGCUGCCGUCGAAAGAAGGGCGCAGAAGCGGAUGGCGGUUGUGGCGACUCUGCCCCUCACAACUUCUACGGCAACGCACUUUCGCUGGGCGGACUUCAUCUCCAAGUGGAUGAAGUGUGGACGCAAGAGGACGACGACAUUACGGCACAGUACCUUAACAUGCGAAAAGUAAGCGAGCGAGACACCAUUUCACAGAUGUCACUGGACUCUUGCGAUUCACGGGACCAAGGUCCACCAAUCGUCUUCAAUAUUGGAGACGUGCGCUUACGUCACUGCAGCAACUUGAGCUGUGAGAACACGAAAUCGUUCAGCAACGACCCAGAAGAUCCAUCGGCAGCGGCUCUAAAGGAACCCUGGCACGAAAAGGAAAAGCUUAUUCGCGAGUCCUCUCCCUACGGCCAUUUAUCGAACUGGCGGCUGCUUUCCGCCAUCGUUAAGUGUGGCGAUGAUUUACGUCAGGAACUUAUGGCUACACAACUGUUACAGAUGUUUAAAAUUAUUUGGCAAGAAGAAGAAGUAAAUCUGUGGGUGCGCCCGUACAAAAUCGUCUGCCUGUCGAAUGACAGUGGUCUUAUUGAGCCCAUUCUCAACACUGUCUCCCUGCACCAGAUCAAGAAGAACUCUAACAAAUCAUUGAGAGAUUAUUUUAUCGAUGAGUACGGCUCACCCACCGGAGAGAGUUUCCGCCGCGCACAAAAGAAUUUCGUCCAAAGCUGUGCAGCCUACUGUCUCAUUUCGUAUUUGCUGCAAGUCAAGGACAGGCAUAAUGGCAACAUACUUUUUCAUUCGGAUGGGCACAUCAUACACAUUGACUUUGGAUUUAUUCUGAGUAUAUCUCCCAAAAACCUGGGAUUUGAACAAUCGCCCUUUAAACUUACUCCGGAAUUCGUUGAAGUCAUGGGAGGCACCAGUUCGGAACAUUGGCGUGAAUUUAAUAGGCUUCUUCUGGUGGGGAUGAUGACUGCCCGAAAGCAUAUGGAUCGUAUUAUAAACUUUGUGGAAAUUAUGCGCAGCAAUGCUCAUUUGCCGUGCUUCAAAAAUGGAUGCUCCGGAACUGUUCAGAAUCUCCGUAAGCGCUUUCAUAUGAAUUUAACCGAGCAAGAAAUGGAACGAAAAGUAGAGCAGCUUGUACAGGACUCGUUGAAAAGUCUGUCAACUAAACUGUACGAUGGUUAUCAGUACUACACGAAUGGCAUAUUGUGAGAACGGUUUUUUAUGAAGAUCUAAGUGGGUAGUAACAAUUAAUAGAUUGAAAAUGCCAAGCUGGUAACCAAAACUAUGGACUGACUUUUUUGUAAAGGAUUAAUUGUAUAUUAUAUAAUAUGUAAUUAUCAGCGACAAAAAACAAAAAGAAUGAAAUUGUACCAAACCUAAAUUUGUUAUCGUAGCUUAAAUCGUUCGUUGUGUGCGCUUGCAUUGUUGAAUUAGCAUAUUGUGUAUGUUUCUAGCUUUUAAGAAAAAGUGUAAAUGUUUUGGAUGUAGAUUAAGUUUGUCUGAGUGAAAACGCGAUUGUCGGCCAAGUUUUCCAUUUUAAAAUUCAUAAUUUACUGCUUGUACAUAUAUAUAUUACAAUUUUCAAUAACCAGGCUUACAUUUCGAAAACUUUGGUUACCUAUUCAUCCUUAUCUAAAUUUUUUACUCUGGGCUUUUGUUAUUCACGAUAUACGUGUAAAGUCAUAUAAUUCCAAUACUUAUUCAUAAGUGUAAAGUUAAACACUAAUGCCACUUUGCUGCAGCUUAAAAUUUUAAUACAGCAAUAUAAUCUUUAAGAAAAUCAAUUUAAUUAUCAAACAACUUUAUAUAAUUUUAACAAAAAUAUGCCACGAGUACAUACAGAAAUAAAUAAAAGGUUUAAUUCGCCGUCAACUCUGUAUGUAUUUGCCCAUUUAACCAAUUAUUAAAUCCUAAUGAUUUGCUAAGAUAAGAUAUUGCGGUAAAGAACGAAAAUCAAAGCAUACGAAACAGUACUAAAACAAAUAGCUAGGCACUGAAAGUGAACAAUUUCAUGUUUGUAAAAUAAGGUGAGCAGCACUAUUGAAAUACACAUGCAUGAGUGUAUAUUUAAGUUAAGAUGCACGCAAACAUUAGCUACAAGUAUUUCAAAAUGUAAAUGAAUAUUUCUACAAAUUUAUUAAAUAAUUCGACUAAAAUAAAUGAACAUAUUCAUAUACAACAA